AAUGGCAGCAUCGAGAGAAAAGUUCAUGAUAAACUCUGUGCAUCAAAAUGCAAUUCUUUGUGAAACAAUUAAAAAGAGCAGCAAAAUCAAAAGCUUUGUAAACUACAGCGUAAAUCCUUUUACCAAAUUGUACACUUUGACUGGGAAACCAAAUUCCCUUCAUGACUCUGCUGAUGGGGAGGAAGAUGAUGCAUUCUUGGAAGUGAUUUCCAAAGCUCAUCGAACUCCAGUUGAGAAGUUUGAAUACCCAAUGACAUCAAAUCAAGAAUAUGGCUGGGAUGUCGAACCAUUGAUUGAUGGUCCAAGAAAGGAUUCCAGGUUACACUGUCCUCGGCGAAAUUCUGAAGUGACGAAAUACAUGGAUGUUGCUUGGCGGGUGAAAGAACAGUCAGAAAAUAUGAAUUAAAGAAAUGUGUUGUUGAAGUCCAUCGGGAAGCUCCAUAAGUUCAUAUACUUUUUCCUUCUACGUAAAUUUUACGAAAGUCUUGUUUGUACAUGUGAUAUUUUAAUUUUAUACUCCGGGGUAGAAUUGAAGCUGAUUGAUUAACUCGUUUUA
Messenger RNA from Xenia sp. Carnegie-2017, 556 nucleotides. Its product is annotated as protein FAM183A-like. Gene Ontology annotation, cellular component: ciliary base. The record is from RefSeq and is a predicted model, not a curated record. NCBI's taxonomy places the organism in Eukaryota, Metazoa, Cnidaria, Anthozoa, Malacalcyonacea, Xeniidae.